AUGCUCUCCUCAACUAAACGCAGCGAGUUAAUUUUCUUUGUUAACGGGAAAAGGAUAACAGAAAAUAAUGCAGACCCUGAGGAGAUGCUCCUUGGCUAUCUCAGAAGGAAAGUUGGUCUCACAGGGACAAAGUAUGGCUGUGGAGGAGGAGCGUGUGGAGCGUGCACCGUAAUGCUGUCCAAAUACGACCCUCUCCUGGACUGCGUGCGUCACUACACGGUGGUCGCCUGUCUUCAGCCCAUCUGUGCGCUGCACGGCACCUCCGUGGUGACUGUGGAGGGCAUCGGCAGCACCAAGACCAAACUUCACCCUGUCCAGGAGCGCAUAGCGAAGGCUCAUGGUUCUCAGUGUGGCUUCUGCACCCCUGGUAUGGUGAUGUCCAUGUACACUCUACUGAGGAACAAGCCCCAGCCCACCAUGGAGGACAUCACAGAGGCACUGGCUGGGAACAUUUGCCGUUGCACAGGCUAUAGGCCCAUCAUCGAUGGGUUCAAGACCUUCUGUGGCGCCACUGACUGCUGUCAAAAUGGAGGUGGAGAGGAGAGGUGUUGUCGAAGUAAUGGACCCUCAAACACAAAUGGAUGUAAAGAUACUUCUGAGGAGCUCUGUGACAUGGAGAAUGUCUUACCACUGGACCCAACUCAGGAUCUCAUAUUUCCACCUGAACUUAUGCUGAUGGGGAAAAGUCACGAGACCCACCGCUUAUGCUUCAAAGGGGAAAGAGUGAAGUGGAUUUCAGUGGAGGAGCUGGAUGAUCUGCUAGAACUGAAAGCUGAACAUCCUGAUGCUAGACUGAUCGUUGGAAACACUACUGUGGGACCCAAGAUGGUGCUGAAGGAUGCACACCACCCAUUGAUUAUCUAUGCUGGAGGGAUUUCAGAGCUGAGGACAAUUCAGUGGACUGACCAAGGUGUGACUGUAGGUGCUGCGUGCACUCUGUCCGUGCUGAAGGAGACUCUCGAGGGGGCUGAGCGGCAGCUGGGGCCAGAGAGGAGCAGAGUGGCCCAGGCCUUAGUGACCACGCUACGGUGCCUGGCCAGCAAGCAGAUCCGCAACAUGGCCACUAUUGGGGGAAACAUCCUAAGUGCCGACCCUAAAUAUGACCUGAACAGCAUCCUGGCAGCAGCAGGGUGCACUCUCAAGGUCAUCUCAAAAGAUGGGACACGACAGAUCCCGCUGGAUGAAAACUUCUUUGCCGGGUUUGGCAAGACAAUCCUAAAGCCCAGUGAGAUUCUUCAGUCUGUGCACAUUCCCUUCACUGGACCUUGGGAGUUUGUGUGUGCCUUCCGUCAGGCCCAGCGGAGAGAGUUUGCCUUCUCCACGGUGAACGCUGGCAUGAAGGUGACCCUGAAGGAGGGCACCGACGAGGUGGAGUCCCUGCAGGUGUUCUACGGAGGGAUGGGCCCCACGCUGGUCAAAGCCAGACACACCUGCUCAGAGCUCACAGGACGGCCCUGGAGAGAGGAGCUACUGGAGGAUGCCCUGGUGCUUCUGCGGGAGGAGAUGGAUCUGUCCCAGGGAGCCCAUGGAGGGCGGGAGGAGUACCGCGAGACCCUGGCACUCAGCUUCUUCUUCAAGUUCUACAUGCACGUCCUGCAGGAGCUCAGGGAGAAGGAUCUGUGUAUCAGUGACAUACCACUGGAUCACCUCAGCGCUCUGAAGCCCUUCAGCAAUGACGCUCCACAGGGACAGCUCUCUUACCAGCUAGUUACUGAGGCCCAGUCCUCCAAGGAUCCAGUGGGACGGCCCAGAAUGCACCAGGCUUCGUACCAGCAGGCCACGGGUGAAGCACAGUACUACGAUGAUAUACCACCUGUCAGAGGAGAGCUCUUUGUUUCUAUGGUGACCAGCACGAGAGCUCAUGCCAAGAUUCUUUCCAUUGACGCCUCAGAGGCUCUUGCUAUGCCAGGGGUCGUAACCUUCGUCUGCUCCGCCGAUGUCCCUGGCCAGAACCGAAGGCUGUGGUUCAACAACGUUGAGGAAUUAUUCGCUGAAGAGGAGGUGAUGUGUGUGGGUCAGAUAAUUGGUGCAGUGGUGGCUGAGACUCGCGAGCUGGCCAAGAGGGCAGCAGGGAGGGUCAAGCUGACGUAUGAGGAACUGCUCCCUGUGUUCUUCACCAUACAGGAGGCCAUAGAGCAUGAGUCUUUCUUCAACCCCAAGAGGAAACUGGAGCGAGGCGAUGUGGACAAGGUCUUUGAGGAAGUGGACUGCAUCUUAGAAGGUGAGAUGUACAUGGGCGGUCAGGAGCACUUCUACCUGGAGACCCAGGGGGUGAUCGCCGUGCCGCGGCCGGAGGCGGGCGAGAUGGAGCUGUUUGUGGCCAGCCAGCACGCUGCGUACACUCAGGAAGUGGUGGGCACCACUCUGGGCAUUGAUGCCAAUAAAAUCACCUGCCAUGUGAAGAGGCUUGGGGGAGGCUUUGGGGGGAAAGUCAUGAAGAUCGCCUCCCUAUCAGCCAUCGCAGCUACAGCUGCACACAAGACUGGACGAGCAGUUAGAUGCGUCUUAGAUCGGGGUGAUGACAUGCUGAUCACUAGUGGAAGACAUCCGUUCCUGGGGAAGUAUAAGGUUGGCUUUAUGAAAGAUGGGACAGUUAUGGCAGUGGACAUGGCGUACUACAGCAAUGGUGGAUGUACACUGGACGAGUCCUCAUUUAUCAUGGAGAAAGCUCUCCUUCACAUGGACAACGGCUACCGGAUCCCCCACAUGCGUGGACGCGGCCUGGUGUGUAGGACCUACCUGCCCUCCUACACGGCCUUCCGCGGUUUCGGCGGGCCGCAGGGACUGACCAUGAUCGAGAGCGUCCUGCAGGAAGUGGCCACACACUGCGGUCUGUCCGCUGAGAGGGUGCGGCAAUUGAACAUGUACAGAGAUGAGGAGUCCCUCACCCACCAUGGGCAGCUCUUCAGCCCCGGCGCCAUGCUCCGCUGCUGGGAGGAGUGUCUGGACAAGGCCCAGUACCACACACGGAGGCAGGCCAUCCAGCUCUUCAACGCCCACAACUACUGGAGGAAGAGAGGAAUCUGUGCUGUGCCCCUCAAGUUCGGCAUCGGCUUCUCCAAGGGCUUCUACAACCAGGGUGCGGCCCUGGUGAACAUCUACAAAGACGGCUCUGUGCUGGUGUCUCACGGAGGGACGGAGAUGGGGCAGGGCAUCAACACCAAAGCCAUACAGAUUGCUAGCCGCAUUUUGAAGGUGCCCAUGUCGCUGGUCCACAUUAAGGAGACGUGCACGGGGAAUGUGCCCAACGCUGCCCCCUCAGCAGCCUCCUUUGGCACCGACGCAGUGGGCAUGGCAGUAAAGGAUGCUUGUGAGAAAUUAAUGAAUCGCCUGGAGCCAGUGAUGCAAAAACAUCCAAACUACUCUUGGCCUCAGCUGAUUGUUGAAGCAUACUGCCAGAAGAUUAGCCUCUCUACCACUGGCUUCUUCAUGGGUCCCCACACUAACGUGGACUGGGAGAAAGGUGAGGGGAACGCCUACUACUAUUUCACCUUUGGGGCCUGCUGCUCCGAGGUGGAGAUCGACUGCCUUACAGGAGACCAUAAGAACAUCAGGACUGAUAUUGUAAUGGAUGUUGGACAGAGCCUGAACCCAGCUCUGGAUAUUGGACAGACGGAGGGAGGCUUUGUGCAGGGCGUGGGCCUCUACACCAUCGAGGAGCUGCGCUUCUCCCCGGAGGGGGUUCUGCUGACCCGCGGGCCGGCGCAGUACAAAGUGCCGGCGCUCUCUGAUGUCCCCACGCAGCUCAACGUCCACCUGCUGCCUGACUCUCAUAACCCCCACGCCAUCUACUCAUCCAAGGGGAUUGGCGAGCCGCCCGUGUUCUUUGGCUGCACCCUCUUCUUUGCCAUAAAGGAGGCCAUCGCGGCUGCCCGCAGCGAGCGAGGCCUGAGUGACUGCUUCUCCUUGAGCUCCCCCGCCACCGCAGAGAAGAUACGCAUGGCCUGUGAGGACCACUUCACCAAGAUGGCCCCCUCUGCACAGAAAGGACCCCGCCGACCGUGGAAAAUCAAUGUUUGAGCCCAUGAGGACAUCAGAAGUAACUCACUCACAAGAAGAGAAGAGAAGAGAAGAGGAGGGUAAAAAACUUAACAGGGUUUAAAUUAUGUAGUCAAUAGGUUCAGUGGCUUCUACCAUCAUUGUGCAUGCUGCCACAGCUAAGAUGGCCUGGCAUGCCUCGCGUGAC
Molecule: messenger RNA, 4186 nt
Organism: Sardina pilchardus (European sardine)
Lineage: Eukaryota; Metazoa; Chordata; Actinopteri; Clupeiformes; Clupeidae
Gene: aox5
Product: aldehyde oxidase 5
Exons: 35
Coding region: 1-4020 (1339 amino acids)
Molecular function (GO): 2 iron, 2 sulfur cluster binding; iron ion binding; FAD binding
Source: RefSeq, a predicted model, not a curated record